This is a messenger RNA of Rotaria sordida, 1335 nucleotides long. Lineage: Eukaryota; Metazoa; Rotifera; Eurotatoria; Philodinida; Philodinidae. The record is from the annotation of a GenBank genome assembly.
AUGGCAUUUCAAUUAGCUGAUGAAAUGACUGAAGUUGGUUUUAUACCAAAUGAAGAUACUUAUGUAUCAUUAUUAAUUGCAUGUAAUUCAGAAAAAAAGACUGGUUUUAAAUAUGCUAUAGAAAUUUGGCGUCGAAUGCUUGCUUUUGGUAUUAAACCAACUCCAUUUCAUUUUGGUCUUUUACUUAAUAUUACAUAUAAUUGUGGAUUAGGUUCAUUAAAAUCGAUGCAUGAUUUACUUUUUCCACUUCAAUCUCAACAAUUUCUUCUCGAUGAAAUUGAUACUAAAGAUAAUGAAAAAAAAGUACAUCGAGGACCGUCAUUUCUCUCAGCCAUAGAUAUAUCUAAUGAAGAAUCUUCACAUAUGAUUUCUAAAUCAAAUGAUUUAAUUGAUACAAAUGAUAAAAAUCAACAACAAUUAGUUUCUUCUGAAAUAAUUGAAUAUCAAGAUAGUUCAACAUCAUCAUCAUCAUCAUCAGAAUUAACAACUGAAUGGUGGCAAGAUCCCGAUGAUAUUCGAAAAGGACAUUUAUUAAAAGAUCAUUUAAGUCCAUUUAGCAAUGCAAGUAUACUUAAACCAAAUAUGUUCUAUAAUGAACCGAAUCUUGUUGGUCUUCGAAUACCUCGUUCACCAUCUGAAAGACUCAUGUUAUUAGGUGGUAUUCCAGGUGUAUUAAAACAUAUGCAAGAAUGUAAUGUUUUACCUAAUAAUAUCAUCUUUAAUACAUUGCUUAAUCUUAUUCCAUCAUUAACUGAAUAUGAACAAGUACUGAUUCAUGUUUCGAAUAUCUGUCAAGUCAAACCUAAUAUACAAUUUUAUAAUGCACUCAUCCUUCGAAGAUUACGACGACGAGCAAAACAAGAAGCAUUGCAAGUACUUGAUUUUAUGCGUGAAGAAUGUUUAUCACCUGAUGAAUAUACAUUUUCAGCUUUGGCUAAAGGAUGUGCGAACAGACAUGAUGCUGAACAAUUGUUAAAUGAAAUGAAAGAUCUCAAUUUGAAGCCUAAUCAAAAAAUUCUUGAAGCAAUGCUUAAUAAUGCUUUUUAUCGUACUAACUUUCCAUUACUUUCAUUCAUUUGUGAAUCAUAUAGAACAUAUAAUUUAGCUGUUAAUAAAGGAUUUCUUGAACGAAUAGAGAAAUUUUUAUUAGAUAUACGUUCAAAAAUUCUAGCAAUGGAACAUGCCAAUGUAGAUACUGAUCAAUAUCGUUUACUAAGUUCAUCAUAUGAUCGUUUUCAAAAAUUCUACAACAGAUGGCUUCAUGAAGUGCCAUACUCAAAACGUUUUGAUCAAAAAAUAUCUUUUCUUUAUGAUAAACCAGAUUUGAAAAAAUGA